CAGCUGCAACCAGUUGUCUUCAGCAUGGGGGAGCAGAACCACUCUGCAGGGAAAGAGCUUCAGCACAGGACACGAACAGAGGCUCCAGCAAAGAAAAACUGGCACCCCCAAGCCUACACUCUUGGGGCCAUUUCCAACUUUAUGUCUACUUUUCUGACCUUUCCCAUCUAUAAGGUGGUAUUCCGGCAGCAGAUCCAUGCUAUGGCAGUGUCAGAGGCUGUGAGACAGCUUUGGCAUGAAGGUCCUCAGUACUUCUACAGGGGAAUCUACCCUCCUCUUCUCUCCAAGACAUUGCAAGGGACUCUGCUAUUCGGGACUUAUGAUAGCCUGCUGUGCUCUCUUUCCCCUGAUGGGCCACAUUCCCUGGGACACCGAUGGACUGCAGGGCUCAUGUCUGGGGUGGUGGAGGCUGUGGCACUCAGCCCCUUUGAAAGAGUUCAAAAUGUCCUCCAGGAUGGUCGCAAGCAAGCUCGCUUCCCCAGCACCUUCAGCAUUCUUAAGGAAUUCAACUCUUAUGGGCUGUGGGGGCGGCUGUCACUGGGCUAUUAUCGGGGUUUCUGGCCUGUCCUUGUCAGGAAUAGCCUGGGGAGUGCUCUCUAUUUCUCUUUCAAGGACCCCAUCCAGGAUGGCUUGGCAGAGCAAGGCCUGCCCCAUUGGGUUCCUGCACUGGUGUCUGGUAGUGUCAAUGGAACAAUCACCUGUCUAGUUCUGUAUCCUCUGAUUGUGCUGGUUGCCAAUAUGCAGUCCCAUAUUGGCUGGCAGAGAAUGCCAAGCCUGUGGGCUUCUGCCCAGGAUGUGUGGGACACUCGGGGUCGAAAGGUACUCCUGAUCUACCGAGGAGGUUCCCUAGUUAUCCUAAGGUCCAGCGUGACGUGGGGCCUCACUACUGCUAUCCACGACUUCCUGCAGAGGAAGUCUCACUCCAGGAAAGAGCUGAAAGACUGA
This is a messenger RNA of Urocitellus parryii (Arctic ground squirrel), 945 nucleotides long. RefSeq names its product solute carrier family 25 member 53 (gene Slc25a53). Gene Ontology annotation, molecular function: NAD transmembrane transporter activity. The record is from RefSeq and is a predicted model, not a curated record. Gene Ontology annotation, cellular component: mitochondrion. Lineage: Eukaryota; Metazoa; Chordata; Mammalia; Rodentia; Sciuridae.